Messenger RNA from Nematolebias whitei (Rio pearlfish), 3544 nucleotides. RefSeq names its product APC membrane recruitment protein 1 (gene amer1). The transcript is spliced from 2 exons. Gene Ontology annotation, molecular function: beta-catenin binding; phosphatidylinositol-4,5-bisphosphate binding. Bases 129 to 3077 code for a protein of 982 amino acids. Gene Ontology annotation, cellular component: plasma membrane. Gene Ontology annotation, biological process: regulation of canonical Wnt signaling pathway. The record is from RefSeq and is a predicted model, not a curated record. Lineage: Eukaryota; Metazoa; Chordata; Actinopteri; Cyprinodontiformes; Rivulidae.
GGACCCGGGCCGUGUGGCCAGGCGGUGUGCGGGGUUCAGAUGGAGGAAACGCUCUUACCAUCAGCUGAUCUUUAAACCUCAACCAUUAUGACUUCUUUCCGACUCUUGCUUUUCUAAACGUAGCAGCCAUGACUUCUCAUAAAAGAGAAGAGCUGCUGAGUGAUGGCAAGGACUCGUCCUCGGUCCCUGGUCAGCUUUACCGUCGCGGUCCCGAUGGCGCCACAGAGGAGCUUCAGUCAGAUCCGGUGAACACAACAUCAAAAUCUCAAAAAACCUGGAAAUUAAGAAGGACUGCCUUGACUUUCUUUGGUGUUAGAAGUAUCUGUAUUUUACCCAGCUUUUUCAGAGGGAGGAUCAAAAAUCAGGGCAAGAAAGAAAUCUGCAGAAGCAAAACGCAUGACGGGCUGAGUAAGGUCGGUCAUGACGACAGUCCCAGGAGCGAGUACGUCUCGACUGGAGAUUUGGAGUACCACAGCCAGAGGGAUGCAGCAGGAGAGCUCCACGGUAGCUGUCACAGUGAAUGUAGUCACCCUGCCGCCGACCAGAAAUCACUGACUCUCGGCCGGCAGAGAAAAGGUUUGAGGAGUCUUUUUCAAAGUUUUAAGCAGCACAGAGCUCAGAGAAAUGCUGAACCAGGGAAGACUGCUGAAUCCUCCCCUCAGUGCAAGAAAGAUGUGCCUGUUGUCCAGCGCAACCCCAUCCUGUAUGCCACCGAGUGCCUGGGAUCUGAACCCGAUGUGCCUGAUUUUGCAGCUGUGUUGUGCAAUGUUUCCCACGGUCUCCGUUGUAGUCAUGAAGAUGUGGUGGCAUUAGAAAACUGUGCAGAACGGGAGAGUCCAAACUCUGAGCUUGAUGUUCAGGCACGUAAUGAUCAACUUGAGGACGUGAAUUCAAACGUCGGAGUUUCUUGUAAAUAUGAGACUUCUAGGCGUUCCAGCGAGCCAUGUCUGAAAAUGCAGGUGGCUCCUGAGCCCAUGUUGAAGUCUCAAACUGCUGCCAGCUCAUCCGAUCAGCUGAAUAUGAUUUUUGGAGACGUGGCAUCUUUAAAGAGUUUCGAUUCGCUCACCGGAUGCGGGGACAUAAUCGCAGAUCAGGAGGACGACAGCUUCACGGAGAGCACCGUUUCUGGAGAGCGGAGCAGAAACGGAGGGAAGAGGGCCUCUUGUUAUCUUACCUAUCAGGGUGGGGGGGAAGAAAUGGCCUCGCCUGAGGAUUUGAAUGACACGGGUCUUCGGGACUUCUGGGCAAACAACACAUCGGAGGAGGUCUGCUGUACUUGUGAUCCAGAGCUGGCAGAUGUGACUGAGCUGACGAGUUCUAACAAUAUGGACGUGCUGAACAGCAGCAGCACACAGCAGGCUGGUGGCAUGGACACCUCCUCUAUUGCCGAUGAUUUAACCCCUCAAAGUGAACAUCAGGAGUCCGUUCCAAACAGUGAUGAGGGCUAUUAUGAUUCUACCACCCCUGGGCCAGAUGAGGGGCAGGAAAAAAGGGACCGGUUAAGAGCAGCCAGUCUACCCAGGGACAGUUAUAGUGGUGAUGCUCUCUAUGAACUGUUCGCACCUGAUGAGAGCCUGAUCAGUCCUCGUUACGAGAGCAAAUCGCAGCUUCCCAGUUUGAAACACUGUGACUAUUUCACUGAGCCAGUCGGCGCGACGGAUCCCGCCUUUGUUCCCGAAAUGAGUGGCUUACAAAUAAGUGCCGAGUUGUACAAAGACAGUUUUUUCGAAAUGCCAAGCAUGUGCGGAAAAUCCUCGCUGUUGACGCAAAAUAGGGUGGGUCUGCAGGAAAUAAGAGGGAAUAAAAACUGCAACUUGAAUUCCAAACCUGAAACUUCAGUCGGCGUGAAUAAGAUGAAACAAGAUGUAUUUAAUGAAAAGAGAAAUGUUGCUUCCGCUGAGAAAAUAAAAUCCACAAAGAACAGCUGUGAGAGUAGGCAAAGAAGUUUAUCGUUUGGAAGCACGUCUGACCCAGAUUUUGAGACUUUUUGUGAACCCAAAGAAGAGCAUCUUGAGGAAAACAAACCGGUGGCUUUGCCGUAUAAAAACAUCAGCCCUCAGUCUGAAGACUCUAAUAGUUACUCUGAAGACGGGCAGGCGGUGUGUUUCUCUCAAGCACUUGUGGACUACACCAAACACGCUGAAAUGCUGAGCGACUUGGAGACGAACUCUGCCCUCACUCCAAAUAUGGAGGCCUUACCUACCAUCGUCACGUUUGACGUCGUAGAUCUGCAUAACGAGGGGGAAUACGACGAGCAGAUCCACAUGAAUCUGGAAGAGGACACGUCGCUGCCCUUUCAGGAGUUUGGAGAAAGCUACCUACAAAAAGAUGCGUUUGCUGAGUGCGAUUAUCAGAUGUUGGAAUUGUACGACCAGAGCCUGAUCAGCAACACAUGGGCUGUUGCCAGUCUCCCACGGCACUUAGGCCUUACGAGAGUUAGCCAGUCCACUCUGAGCCCGCUGUCCUCGGACAGAAGUAGGUCUUUAGACACAGAAAGCCUUGACACCUACGGAGAAAACAGAGCUGCUGUAGUUUCUUGUCCUCAAGCUGAAGAGGACUUUGAGAGAGACUGUUCACUGUAUUAUACGAAUAAUGUAUCUGCAUCAGAGGUCAGGGACGCUAACAGCACCUCAGCCUUAGCGUGGCAGACAAUGUCAGAGGUGGCUUUGAGCCUUCCUUUGACAACUGGAGAAAUCACAGAAAAGGUCCAGAGUCUUGGCCAACCCCAAGCAGAACACAAGCUGUUCCCCUGCUCCUCGAACCAUAAUUUUCUAAAGUCUACAUCACAGCAUCAAGACUCUAACCCUUCGGACAACGUGAGCGAUUUGGUUUCGCAGAGUGCAGAACUUUACGGUAGACAGCGUCACCUUCCUUUGCCGUCUGAUUCUCGUUUACCGCAAAGCUCCUUGGUUUACUCGGGGCUCAUGGAGGUAGACUCGGAUAUCAGUGAUGAUGUUUUUUACAAGGCUUCUGCUGGUUUGCAGUCCUGUAACCAGAGCAGACCCUCGGCUGGUAGGGACGGUCUGUCGUACGGUAGGAGUCCACUGAAUGCAGCUGUGUUUACGGAUGAAACAUAAAUGGAUGUGAUGAUCCCUGUGGCCUGCAGUGAGCACCCUGAAGCUACGAGCAAUGAGAGGCGCUUUAUCACAUCAAUAUGAGUUAGUGGUUUUCAUCUAAAGUUUUUUUCUCUUGCACAGUCAUGAUUUUUAAUUUUCUGUGAUGGAAAUUGAUAUUGAAUUUAGAAACAACCUUAAAUGUAGAGUUUAAAUCUCACUUCCAUCAAGGCCUAGACAACUUUUUUUUUUCUUUCUGUUUUUUCAUAUCUGUUACUUCGCACACGUUACACAGAUCUUGGUUAAAGGUAUUUAUAGAAACAAAUGUUUAAUUUGCUGUAUAACUGCCCACGGUGUAUAAUGACAUUAAUUUUUACUAGAAUGUUAGUCCCACGUGUAGCCUCAGUGUGCAGGUCUCAGCUGUAACGCUUCACUUUGCUUCAAGGGUUUUGAUCAUUUGUUCAUUUGUUGCCUUUGAACACAUGAGUGCU